UGAACGAUUUCGUGGGGGAAUCGUACAGAAAACGUUUACGCUAUUCAUGCGUUCGUUUGCGUAAAGCUUACAUGCUAAGAUGUCUUCCGAGAAGAUAAAUACCCGGGUCAUCCAAGUGACUAAUGUCGCGCCUGCUGCAUCAAAGGAUCAAAUGAAGACACUUUUUGGUUACAUCGGCAGAAUCGAUGAAAUCAAACUGUAUCCUCCUGAAGCAAUCCUUCCAGAUCCUGAGAUGGACCCGAUGAUGCAAACAGAGAGCCAUGUGUCUCCAAAGGUGUGCUACAUCAAGUUUGAUGAUGUCACAAGCACUGGUGUUGCCUUGCAUCUCACCAACACUGUCUUCAUCGACCGUGCUCUCAUUGUGGUCCCUGUAAUGGAUGGUAAAAUCCCUGAUGAAAGCAUUGCUCUUCAGCUUGCUCCUUCUGCUGUGGCGGGAAUGAUGCCAGGACAACCAACAUGGCCCAGUAAUGUUAUGAGUCAGAUGACUGGAGUUGGGUCAAGCCAGAUGAUUACCACUUAUGACCCACGUAUGACAGCCUUGGGACUACCACAAUACCCUCCUCUACCAGGGAACACUGACCCUACAAAGAUAGAGGAAAUCCGACGCACAGUGUAUAUUGGCAACCUUGACCAGACUGUAGCUGCUGACCAGCUUCUGAAGUUCUUCUCUCAGGUUGGGGAAAUAAAAUAUGUGAGGAUGGCUGGAGAUGAAAGUUUGCUGUCUCGCUUUGCUUUUGUGGAGUUUACAGACCAGAGAUCUGUCGCCACUGCUCUCACCUACAACGGAGUUGUGUUCCAGGGCAGGCCAAUCUCUGUCGGUCAUGCAACCAAUGCCAUUACAAAACCUAUAACUAAGACCCAGCAGGCAGCCCAGCGGGAAAUUGAGGAAGCCAUGAAGAAGGUGAAGGAGGCUCAGUCUCUCAUCACGGCGGCAGUUGACGACAAAGGACGAGACAGAAGUAGGUCACGCUCUACUAAACGUUAUCGGUCUAGAUCACGAUCAAGGAGGCGCAGUCGUUCUAGAUCUAGGAAGCGUGACCGUUCUCGUAAAAGGUCUCGUUCCAGAAGAAGAUCUAGAUCAAGGUCAAGAAGGAGAUCAAGGUCACGAAGGUCAAGGUCAAGGCGGCGAUCUAGAUCAAGGUCAAGGACUCGAAGAAGGUCACGAAAAAGGUCACGUGACCGAUCUCGUCAUAGGAGUCGAUCCAAGUCAAGAACUCGAAGCAAACGUUCCAGAUCAAGAUCAAGAUCCAAGCAGGGAUCAACUGAAAAAUCCAAGCAAGGGUCAACAGAAAAAAGUACUGACGAGAAAGGAAAGAACUAUUUCCCCACCAGGGGUCCACUGCGGGGUCAAAUCAUCUUCCCAAUCAGGCGUAAAUCAAGGACACCUCCAAGAGCUUAUUCUCGACGCUCAAGGUCAAGAAGUCGCAGAAGAAGCCGUACACCUAAGCGUUCACGGUCCAGAGAAAGGAAGAGGUCACUGUCACCACCAAAACUAGAAAAGGAAGAUAACAAGCCAGGCAAGCAAAAGGAUGCAUCAGAGGCUCCUCCAGCACUUACAGAUUCCCCUACAGAACCAAGCAACACUACAAAACCAUCCCAAAGUCCAUCCCACCCUUCAGACGAGGUCAAACCAGAGCCUAAACUCAGAUCUUCCAGUGAGACACGCAGCAGGAGCCGGAGUCCUGUUAGAAAAUCUCCAAGUCCACGGAAAUUGUCGCGUAGUCCUCCACCUAGGAGGAGCUCUCGCAGCCCCAGAAAAUUGUCUCGCAGUCCUGUGAGAAAGUCCUCCCGCAGUCCUCGUAGAAGUCCUCGAAAGUCAUCUCGCAGUCCUCGUAGAAGCAGGCGCUCUCGCAGUCGAAGCCGGAGCAGAGGGAAGAAGACAAGUAAGAGGAGUCGUCGUAGCAGGAGUACAUCUCGCCGUAGAUCCCGUUCUUCUUCACGUCACAAGUCUAGGAAGGACAAAAAGCGUGAUCGUAGCAGAGACAGGGAUCGUGACCGUGAUCGUGACAGGGAAGGGAAGAAGAAACGUCACAAGGACAAGGAUAAGGAGCGUGACCGUGAUGACAAACAUAAGGAGUCAAAGGCCAAGGAUACAAAGGUCAUACGUAAUUAUGAUGAAGAAGAGAAGCUGCUUGAGAACAGUAACAGCGAAUCAGAAGAGAAGCUUGUGAAAUCAACACCCUCAGACAUUAAUCUACAGUCUGUAGAUAUGGAUAUGAGCGAUUAGUGAAAUGAUGUUACAGGGACUGAUUUAUCCUGCGAGAAGUUCAGGAUUUUUAGAAAAAACUCUUGCACAUUUUCAAUUUUCUUCUUAAAAAUUAGAUUUCAGUUUAAGAAUGUGGUUUUUUGUUAUGUAUACUACAAAGUUACCCAGAAUUUGUAUUCUGAUUAGCAAUACAAAUUACUGAUCAGUUGAUUCUUGUGAACAAUUUUCUCUGCUAUAAAGACACUUAGCCUCCAUAUAAUGCUGGUUGCAAGGGCUCAUAUUUGUUGGCUGAUAACUUGCCCUGAUAAGAAGCUUUGCUUUCAGUCUUAUAGUUUCUUAACACAUGAUGUAGUCUAAGAAAAUUAAACUGUUUAGGAAAAUGUUUGCCAAAAAACUACCAUACAUCACACUAUGCCUUAUUAUUUCAAUAUGAAAACCUUGGCAAGCUUAAAUUCAGAAAUUUGUGGAUAUAUUCAAAGAAAAUUGUGCAAGAAACAUAAAAAACAGAAAUGCUGUCAUUACAAUUUUCAUUCUGUAUUAGUAAAAUCAUCAAAUCCAGAGUACAUUUCUUUGUUGUUUUCACUUGCUAACAGUCAUUAAAAGGACACUCAGUUGUU
Messenger RNA from Ylistrum balloti, 2823 nucleotides. Its product is annotated as splicing regulatory glutamine/lysine-rich protein 1-like. Gene Ontology annotation, molecular function: RNA binding. Bases 80 to 2227 code for a protein of 715 amino acids. The record is from RefSeq and is a predicted model, not a curated record. Gene Ontology annotation, cellular component: nucleoplasm. The transcript is spliced from 19 exons. Lineage: Eukaryota; Metazoa; Mollusca; Bivalvia; Pectinida; Pectinidae.